AUGGAUUGUUGCGCAAGGCAUCCUGCCGUACAAGAAAUACCCCUGGGGGACCCCCGUUUGGAAUUUAAGGGCCUGGAUUCUGGGUUUUCCCAAAUUUUUUUGCCCAAGAUCCGCCGCAAAUGGUUCUCAUUGCUUGAAAUGGCAAAAAGCAAAGCUUCUAAGGCUCAAUCACAACGGCACCAAAGGGAGAAACAUGUGGCCAAAGCCAUGAAAUUGGCCAUCCAAUCCCAAAAAGCCAAACAAAAGAAGAAACCCAACCCCGCCUCUGAGAUUUCAUCAAUUGAUAUCAAACUGGUUCCAACUGUUCUUGCCAUAUCUGAUAUGGAAGACAAUCUGGCUCUGUUCAAUUCAGGAAGCAAAGAAAAUCCAGUCCUCCUCUCAGAUGAACAAAGCUUUUCCUUCCAUGCAAACAAAAUUGAAGAGAUUGAUCAAAACAACCAAGUAAUGCAUUUCAUAGCUGCCUUGCAUGAUUUGCCUGAAGAUGAAUCCCUUGAAUUUAGCAAUCAAUACCUGGAUUUGCUAUGGCCUGUAUUCCAAAAAUUUGCAUCAACAGCAGAAAAUAUCCCAGCAAAGCUUAUCCUGAAGUUGGGCACCAGAUGUUAUCAACAACCGGUUCUGAACCCCAACUCUAUGAGGAAAAAACUAGUCCCUCAACCCCUUCCAAGGACAACUAAACACAACCGCAAAGUUUAA
Messenger RNA from Puccinia graminis f. sp. tritici CRL 75-36-700-3, 693 nucleotides. RefSeq lists its product as uncharacterized. The record is from RefSeq and is a predicted model, not a curated record. Bases 1 to 693 code for a protein of 230 amino acids. The transcript is spliced from 4 exons. Lineage: Eukaryota; Fungi; Basidiomycota; Pucciniomycetes; Pucciniales; Pucciniaceae.